CGGAAGUGACGGCUGGUUGUCAAGGGACGUUUUAGUUGACGGAAGUUUCUGCUCGGUAGCUCUUUUUCCCUGACAUUUUCAUACUUUAAAACACCCUCCGCCGACCAGACGUAUCGUCAUCGGGCUCCUCAGGGUGCGGGGGGCUGUUUUCUCCGGCCUGGCGGUGAGCUCAGGCCGCUCGGCCCGGGCUGGCAUGGCUCCGGUCCCGCAGCCCGGAGCGGCGGUGGUCGCUGACUGGCACCGCGAUGCAGACAGCAGGGAGUUUUUCAGCAGGAUCCUGCACAAGAAGAGACGGAGAAAGUUCAGCCUGUUGGAGUCUCCGGUGAUGCCGCCUCAUUUGGCUGUGGACACAGUUCAUUAUAAGGUUUUCAUCUCCGGGAAGAGCGGGGUAGGGAAAACCGCUCUUGCUGCACGUCUUGCAGGAAGAAGUAUUCCCAGCAUGCACUAUGAAACCACAGGUAUUGAGACGACAGUCGUGUACUGGCCAGUGAAACUGAGAGAAAGUGGCCGGGUGCUUUUCUUUCGCCUGCAGCUAUGGGACUGUGGAGAGAACGCCUUGCGGAGAUUUGACCAUUUGCUUCCAUCGUGUAAGGAGCAACUGGAUGCUGUCCUUUUCCUGUUCUCCUUCACAGACAGGACAUCAUUUGACGAUCUGUCCAAUCAGAUUGCUAAAUGGUCCGGGCCGUCUGACAGACUGGUGAAAUUGGUGGUUGGCACCAAAUACGACCUUUUCAUGCACAGCGAUGUGACCGAGCGAGAAGUGACAAGGUUCCAGGAGGAGUGGGGCUCUCCUGUGCUCCGUACGGGCGGAGAGGUCAGUGAUGGGCUGGGCGACGUUGCUGCCCUCCUCAACGGCCUGGCAGAGAACCUGUGGCACCAGGACUGUGUCGCUGCCAGCCAGCACUCACAGCAAGCGACAGGAACUCUAAUCUAAUAGACUGACUGUUAUUUUAGGAGGCAGUUGAGGUGGAUCAGACACGUUAGGAUGGUCUCUACACCUCCUCCCGGCUGGCCUGGGAUACUCAGGAGGAACUGGGGAAAAGCACAUCUGGGUUGCUCUGCUUGUCCUGUUGCUCCCACAACACUGACCUAGAUAAGCAGCAUCAAAGUGGGUGGAGAGAUUAUUUUAUCCAAUGCUGCAAUCACAGCCAUCCCAAGAUUAGUGGUUUGACCUUUCUGAAAUGAACAUCUUUAGUUCCCUCAUCCCAUUUGAAGAUCAGUAAGAGGGGCAGAUUUGAGCAAAUU
Messenger RNA from Myripristis murdjan (pinecone soldierfish), 1245 nucleotides. It is a transcript of the gene cplane2, whose product is annotated as ciliogenesis and planar polarity effector 2. The transcript has 5 exons. The coding region runs from base 194 to 934 and encodes 246 amino acids. Gene Ontology annotation, molecular function: GTP binding; GTPase activity. The record is from RefSeq and is a predicted model, not a curated record. Lineage: Eukaryota; Metazoa; Chordata; Actinopteri; Holocentriformes; Holocentridae.